AUCUGUAGAUGUCGUUCUAUUUUCGUCGCGUACUGACAGCUUCGCGAAAAGCGGAGAUGUGGUCCUAGAUCGCAAGGAGAGAUGUCUAACCUUCAUGUUGGAAUUCUUGAAGUUUAGUGUACAGUGUUCGAACUAGUCCGACGCGAUGAGUAGACGUAGUGUAGCGUCGACUCCGCUCAGUCCGGAUGAGCUGCCAGAUCUACCGGAUAUAGAGGAUCAUUCCGAGGGGAGCUCGGAAAGUUCCGUUCGCGCCGCAGCUGUAACAAGUUCGUAUAGUGAAAUCUGCCUAAGUGCCGAGGAGGACCUCGACGAUGAUUUACUACCGGGAGAAAUUCAGGAUCUCAACUCCGUGCAGGAUACUACGGACGAAAUCACCAAAUUGGUCGAAAAAAUCAACCAAGGGGAAGAGUCUCUGGUGGCCGAACCGGAGCGGAGAGCCCGCCAGAUACCAACAUCGCUACCAGUCGAAACAAUGCAGGUGCUGCCUACGUUCGAAGCAGCGUUCGGACGACCGCCAGACGCCGAGGUCGCCAGAGAAGUAUCCGGAGGGCCAUUAGAGCAGCAGGUCUAUGUCGUCGACGAUAUCGAUGAGAAAAUUCGUCAAGCGAGUCGAGCAACAUCGCUCGCAGCGACCCCAGCUCCAGACAUUUCUCGCUUGCCUUCAAUCCUCGCUGAUCUCGAAAGUGACGCCCGGAAACUGGCCAAUUCCGUUCAGCAUAUGAUGGAAACCCUUUCAAGUCAGUUGCGCAAUGUGACAAGGCUCACUGCUGACUUCAUGGCCGCUUAUGAAACCGGAGUGAUUAGAGCCUGUGAUGCUGCCGAUGCGAAUGUUAAGAGUAUGUAUCGAUUGUUGGCCAAGUAUGAAGAACUCAGCAAUGCCAUGAAACCCGUGUGCCGAACAGCUCAAGAAGUUAAGGAAAUAAAGCAAACCCUAGCUCACUUCGAAUCGCUGGUCGACGUGAAACAAUCGAAAGCGACUUGAUCCACAUCGUCCCGACUCCCGCACGAUUGAAAGGUAGCUCCAUCGGAGACCCCUCGUAAGAUAUCAACAAAUUCCGAGUCUCCAGCGGUGAAACGAAAUCUCAAGGGGAACAGGUCUUGUAGCCCCAGCAUAACGUUCUUUCCAAAGUCUAACCUCUUGCCAUUGACCUUCGUGAUCGAAUAAACGAUACGCUUCU
Molecule: messenger RNA, 1178 nt
Organism: Galendromus occidentalis (western predatory mite)
Lineage: Eukaryota; Metazoa; Arthropoda; Arachnida; Mesostigmata; Phytoseiidae
Gene: BORCS6
Product: BLOC-1 related complex subunit 6
Exons: 6
Coding region: 146-982 (278 amino acids)
Biological process (GO): lysosome localization
Cellular component (GO): BORC complex
Source: RefSeq, a predicted model, not a curated record